Molecule: messenger RNA, 1252 nt
Organism: Ricinus communis (castor bean)
Lineage: Eukaryota; Viridiplantae; Streptophyta; Magnoliopsida; Malpighiales; Euphorbiaceae
Product: auxin-responsive protein IAA16
Exons: 5
Coding region: 173-949 (258 amino acids)
Biological process (GO): regulation of DNA-templated transcription
Cellular component (GO): nucleus
Molecular function (GO): protein binding
Source: RefSeq, a predicted model, not a curated record
CCUUCUUCUUCUCACAUUACAUUCCUCUCUUCUUAUACUAUAGUUUUUCUUGCUUCUGCUGCAUGUAACAUAAAAAUCUCGCUAACAAAAAUAGCAAAAGAGAUUAAGAAAAGGGUAGUGUUCAUAGAGCGAAGAGAAGGGAGAAAAGUUUUCCACGUAAAUUUGGUCUGAAAUGAGUAGCGGAACGAGUGCAGAGCCUGACAAAUAUAUGAUGAUUAAUUUUGAAGAAACAGAGCUGCGACUAGGGUUACCUGGAGGUAGCAAUGUGAACGACAGUGAAUUUGCAAAAGUUAAUGGAAAGAGAGGGUUCUCGGAGACUGUGGAUUUGAAGCUCAACCUUUCAACUAAAGAACCAUCUGGGAAGGAUGUUAUUGUUGGAGAGGAAACGAUGAAGGAGAAAGCAACUGUUCCUUCUUCUUCUAACGAUCCAGCAAAGCCACCAGCUAAGGCACAAGUUGUGGGUUGGCCACCAAUUCGUUCGUUCCGGAAAAAUGUUAUGGCUGUCCAGAAAAACAGCACAGAUGAGGGUGAAAAGGGUACUGCUACAUCCGCCCCUGCCGCCGCCGCCGCCACCUCCGGCAGCACCAGUGCAGCUUUCGUGAAGGUCAGCAUGGACGGUGCACCAUAUCUAAGAAAAGUGGACUUAAAACUAUACAAGAGCUACCAAGAACUUUCUGAUGCCCUAGGCAAAAUGUUCAGCUCCUUUACCAUUGGAAAUUGCGGAUCACAAGGAAUGAAAGAUUUCAUGAAUGAGAGCAAGUUGAUAGAUCUUUUGAAUGGUUCUGAAUAUGUCCCAACUUAUGAAGAUAAGGAUGGAGACUGGAUGCUUGUAGGAGAUGUGCCAUGGGAAAUGUUCGUCAACUCAUGCAAACGGUUAAGGAUAAUGAAAGGAUCUGAAGCAAUUGGACUUGCCCCAAGAGCUGUUGAGAAGUGCAAAAACAGAAGUUAAAGGAGAAUCUGAAAAUGAGUCAAUUCCAAUCUCAAGAUCAAACGUAAACAGACCGGCUCAAAAGAGAGGAAUUGAGCAGGGAGUUUGGAUGUCAAUGUACCAUUUUUUUCUUUUUGGGUUUGGUUUCUUUUUUCAGAUAAAUAUAUGAAAAAUAUAUGCGGAGAUUUAUUAGAGACAUCAAGUAAUAAUAUCAUAGGAGAUGUUCAUAAGACUUGUUAUAUUAUAUGUAAACUUUUCGUUUUAGUCUUCUUAAAAUCAUUGUCAAAUGGGUUGCUUAAAUAAUGACUUUUUUGUUAGUUGUCA